Molecule: messenger RNA, 1795 nt
Organism: Larimichthys crocea (large yellow croaker)
Lineage: Eukaryota; Metazoa; Chordata; Actinopteri; Sciaenidae
Product: serpin A3-5
Exons: 6
Coding region: 90-1331 (413 amino acids)
Molecular function (GO): serine-type endopeptidase inhibitor activity
Source: RefSeq, a predicted model, not a curated record
UAAGUCCAAAGUUCGGUUUGCUCUGAGCAGUUUUAUAUAAAGACAACAGUGUGUGCCUCGCUGGACAGACACCAAACCAGAAGUUUCCAAUGAUGCAUGCAGCCCUGGGUAUCUGGAUAUUGUCAGCAGUGAUCUGCGUUGGUAGAAGCCAACACGAUUUGAAUGACACCCAAACAGACCAGGACACUCAAAUCGACAACAGCGCCAACAGCAUCUCACUGGUGGCUGCAGCAAACAAAAGGUUUGCCUUCCGUCUGUACAGGCAGUUAGCAGCUCAUGCUGACUCUCGAGGCAAGAAUAUCUUCUUUUCCCCAUCAAGUGUGUCUGUUGCCUUGGCUACCUUGUCCGUAGGGGCACGGGGUCCGACCCACAAGCAGAUUUUCAACGGUCUGGGUUUCAACAGCACCCUACUGACGCAGGCAGAUGUAGAUCAAGCUUUCCACGCUCUCCUCGAAAGGGCAAACAAGACAUCUAAUGGAGACACCAGUGAAGGCACCGCUGUGUUCGUGGGCAACAAUUUGAAGCCACGGCCAGAGUUCCUGGAAACCUUGAAGCAGUCCUACCAUGCAGAUGGGUUCACUGUUGACUUUGCCAAUGCCAUAGACAGCGCCAGUACCAUCAACGAGUACGUGAAAGCGAAGACCAAUGGGAAGAUAGAAGAUUUAGUCAAGGACCCGGAUCCAAUGACGGUCAUGUAUCUCAUCAGCUACAUCUACUUCAAAGGAAAGUGGGCGACUUCAUUUAAUCCCAAGCGCACCCACAGGAGCACAUUUACAGUGGACAAGAACACCAAGGUUCCAGUCCAGAUGAUGACUAUGGAGAAUAGAUUUCCUGUCUAUCGCGACCAGGAGAUCAACACAUCGAUCCUCCGCCUCCCCUUCAACGGCUCCUACUCCAUGCUGCUGAUGUUGCCUGACAACAUGGCAACACUGGAGAGUGUAGUUUCCCCGGGUCAUGUUAACAAAUGGCUGAAGUUCAUGAAGACCCGGUCAUAUCACAUAUUUAUUCCAAAGUUCUCCAUCAAGACUUCCUACACACUGAACGAUGUGUUGACUGGAAUGGGAAUGACAGACAUGUUUAGUGACCAUGCAGAUUUUAACGGCAUUGCAGAGGAUGUAGAGCUGAAGGUCUCAGAGGUCGUGCAUCAAGCUACCCUGGAUGUGGACGAGGCCGGAGCCACCGCUGCAGCUGCUACAGGCGUUACAAUCAUUUUAAAGUCCACGAUUGUUUAUCCCGUUCUCAAGUUUGAUCGUCCAUUUAUGGUUAUGAUCACUGAACACAACACAAAAAACAUCCUCUUUGUGGGAAAAAUUAUCAACCCAAACAUCUGACAGGACAAAGUGUUUGGGUUAACAGCUGUUGCAUCACAUAUAAAAUAAUGUCACGAUGGCAGUUUUGAACUGUUUUGGAUAGAAACCCUGGUUUGUGUAAUUGCACCUUGCCCUUUAUAUACCCUGCCUAUUGAUUGUUUUUGAGCUCCAUAAACAGAAUAUUUGUUCAGAAUUUCUUUAUUUUGUCCAGGACAUUAAAAUUCUCCAUGUGGUCUGACAGAAACAGAAACAAUAGGAACAUUCGAUGCUGCUGACUAGGUUUUUCACUUAUUUCUGUUUAUGUCCCUGUUAAGAUUAACACCCAUUCCAGAUAGACCCAUUUAGGUCUUCAAGUGAAUCAGUCCUGAACCACCCUGGAGCAUAUUUUCAGAAAGUCCUCCUGCCAUUUUUAGGAAUACAUAUAUCCAUUAUCUGUAACCUCAGGGUCAUUAUUAGGGCGAGAGGCAGGGCAGACAGGGCACAAA